UCUAGUCUGUGAUAUCGCCCUCACUAUCGCACACUCUCACUUCACUCCGUUUCAAAUCGCUCUGAAAAAAACUGGUUUUGAUGGCUUGAAUUAUUCUCUGAGUGCUUCUCUUGGUGGUUCAUUGGCAACUCAGGUGCAUUGGAAUAUUUGGAAUUCUGUUUUAUAAAAUAUUGACUUGGAGAGAAGCAAUGGCACCAAAUCCAAGAGUUGCAAGAGCAUUUCGUGCUAUGAGGAGUAUUGGCAUCAUUGAAGAAAAAGUGAAACCAGUCUUGAAAAAUCUUUUAAAAUUGUAUGACAAAAACUGGGAACUUAUUGAAGAAGAAAAUUACAGAGCCCUCGCAGAUGCUAUAUUUGACCAAGAGGAGACACAGGCGUCAGAGCAAAAGAAGAAACAUGAAAUCACUGAUAAAGAGGAAAUGGAUGAAGAAGCUCAGAUGCAUGAGGAGCCCGAACGUCCCCUAAAAAGGUUGCGCUUAAGGAACCAGAAUGAUCAUGUUUCACCUUCUUUUGGAUUGGGUGAAACUUCAUCAAGAGGGCCACCCAAAGUGGAGGAGGCUGAUCUGCCUGAGACUUGUCCCGAACAACGGUCACAGGAUAUGACACAGUCACCACAGCCACUUGUUAGAAACAAAGGAAAGCAACCUGUCUUGCCUAAGCCCGUGUCAAUACAGGAUAGUUUUGAGCCAUCUCAGCCAGGUGCUGCUGACAGAACUGAGCCAUUUGCUACAAGAACUGAAUCUGAUUUGGUCCCUCCUCCAGUACAUCUCACGGGAAAAGGAAAGGAACCUCUCUUACCUCAAAUUGCUCCAGGAAUUUCUGUGAGGUCGCCUCAUGCAGUGCGCUUGAAAGAACCAAUGGGUGACACUGGCAUUGUCCUUUCACCCAAGCCGCACGUACAUGAUUCUCGUGCUUUGAUCAAGCCUAAAGAUGAGCCAUUCACUGAUGACAUACUGCAGUCAGAGGUUCCUAGUGCAGUGAUUCAUGGAGAGCCAUUAAGCAUAGAAAAUUCUUCAAGUGCAAAUGGCUCAAUUGGAGCAUCUGAUGGUCCUGAACAUAUUGUAUCCCAAUCUGUAGAUGGGGAAGCUAGAAAUGAUAGUGUUCUAGCUUCAUCAAAUGAAAGGACAACUAAUUGCAAGCUUGCAAACAAUGUGGAUGGGUCUUCUUCUAACUUAGAUAUUGCUUCCUCACACUAUCGAGAGGAACUGGGAACCAACUCUGCCAAUAAAUCACAGGAAACAAUUAUGCCAGCUGUUGAUUUAUUGAAACAAUCUAAUGCACUGGAUGCUUUGGGUGCUAGAGUAAAGCCAUUUGGUGCUUCUAAUGGAUCAGUCAUUACCCCAUGUGCUGUUGAAGUAGCAGAGUCUCAAAUUCCAAGACUUCCAUCAUCAUCAAACGGGACAGAUGACUGCAUACAAACUGAUAAGAAUACUAUUGAGAACAUCGGUGAAAUUGAUGAGGAAAAGGAACAGAAUAGUCUUGAGCAUGCAAAUCCUCAUAGUCUGUUGGCUCAGCAGCCUGAUGAUAUAAAGUCUCUUCAUGAUGCUAAUGACAUAGCCAAAGGACAAGAAAGAGUUGUGAUUUCAUUGGUAAAUGAAGUCAACAAUGAGUGUCCACCAUCCUUUCACCAUAUACCCAAAAAUGCAGUUUUUCAGAAUGCUUAUGUCAAUUUCUCUUUGGCUCGGAUUGGGGAGAAUUGUUGUUCGAUUUGUCUUGGCGAUUGUUUAUCAUCGUCAACACCUUGUGCUUGUGCAAAUGAAACUGGUGGUGAUUUUGCAUACACCUUAGAAGGCCUGGUUAAAGAUGAAUUUUUAGAAGAGUGUAUUUCGAUGAAUCGCGAUCCCCAAAAGCACUGCCACUUUUAUUGUAAGGAGUGCCCACUGGAAAGAUCAAAAAAUGAUGAUAUUAUAGAACCAUGCAAAGGUCACUUAGUGAGGAAGUUCAUAAAAGAGUGUUGGUGGAAAUGUGGCUGCAGUAAGCAAUGUGGUAAUCAGGUGGUACAGCAUGGUAUAAGUUGCAAUUUGCAGGUGUUUAUGACUCCUGGAGGAAAAGGAUGGGGUCUUCGUACCCUAGAGGACCUCCCAAAAGGUGCAUUUGUAUGUGAAUAUGUUGGGGAAAUAUUAACCAAUGCAGAGCUCUUUGAGCGAGUCUCAAAAAGCCCCAGCAGUGAGGAGCAUGCAUAUCCUGUGCUGCUUGAUGCUGAUUGGGGUUCAGAAGGAGUCUUAAAGGAUGAAGAGGCUCUUUGUUUAGACGCAACACAUUAUGGAAAUGUUGCAAGGUUUAUUAAUCAUAGAUGUUUCGAUUCAAACUUGGUUGAGAUACCUGUGGAGGUGGAGACUCCUGACUAUCAUUAUUAUCAUCUUGCCUUCUUCACAAGCAGAAAGGUGCAAGCAUUGGAGGAACUUACAUGGGAUUAUGGGAUCGAUUUCGAUGAUCAUGAUCAUCCAGUCAAGGCAUUUAAGUGCCGGUGUGGCAGCAAGUUCUGCCGAAACAUCAAACGCUCGAGCAGAUCUAGAUCUGCAGCGAGUAGAAGAUGAACAUGUGGGGUUCAGGAAGCCAUUCACUAUUUUUCUUCCCUUGUUGAAGUAAAUUUCGUUAAUGAGACUUUGCUCCCAGAGGUUAUAACCUCUCAAUUGACUGGAUUUUGGGGUUAUUAUGAAAGCCUUGAGGAGUUGUUAGUUUUCGGGAUGCUAGUUUUAAUGGUGGCACAGCUUUAACUUGACAGAUAUUUAUAAGCUUGUGUGUCGCAUGCCUAUUAUGUUGUAUUCAUAGCAUAAAGUAAUUUGCUGGAGAAUAAGGGUUGGCUGUGUCCGUUUCCCAGAUUCAGGCUACCUACACUAAGCAAAGACUGGAUAAAAAAGUCGUAUUUAAUUUGACAUUUCUUAUAAAAGCUUGUUUGCCCCAUUGAUAUUGUGUAUUAUAUGUAGCAGAGUAAUUUGCUGAAAA
Camellia sinensis is the source of this 2943-nucleotide messenger RNA. Lineage: Eukaryota; Viridiplantae; Streptophyta; Magnoliopsida; Ericales; Theaceae. The record is from RefSeq and is a predicted model, not a curated record.